GGUAUAAUUACGGGAAAAUAUUUAAACCAGAGAAAUACAGUAUAGAAGGAAAAAUACGGGAUAAUCCCGGGAAAAACGGGAGGGUUGACAAGUAUGAUACACAGACAUGGUUCUGCGUGAAGCUGCAGUGUGUUCAGUUCACCUGCAGGAGGCAGCAGCACUCUGCUGCACCGAUAAGGAAGAGAAGAACAAGAAGAAGAACAAGAAGGAAGAGAAGAAGAAGGAGAAGAAGUAAACCCGGAAAAGAACCACUAACUCGCAGCAGCAGCAGAUUAUCAACAGAUUUACUGCCCGCAGGAGCUGCUCCUCCAACAUGGCUGACCUCUGGCAGGACGCCAUGGACCACGCUGUCAACGCCGCACGCAGCGCGGGAGAGGUGGUGCAAGAGGCUCUGCAGGAAGACAGGACGGUGAUGACGAAGAGUUCCUCCGUUGAUUUGGUGACGCAGACCGACCUGAAGGUGGAGAAACUCAUCAUCCAAUCAGUGAAGGAGAAAUUCCCCACGCACAGGUUCAUCGGGGAGGAGUCUGUGGCUGCAGGUGAAGCUUGUGUCCUGACUGACAGCCCCACCUGGAUCAUCGACCCCAUCGACGGGACCACCAACUUCGUCCACGCAUUUCCUUUUGUUGCCGUUUCCAUCGGCUUUGCUGUCAACAAACAGAUGGAGUUCGGUGUGGUCUACAGUUGUCUUGAAGAUAAGAUGUACACAGCGAGGAGGGGCAAGGGAGCCUUUUGUAACGGAGAGCCACUGCAGGUUUCGGGGCAGGAAGACAUUCAACAGGCCAUCAUCGCCACAGAGUUCGGAUCCAACAGAGACCCUGAAGUUGUAGAGAAAAUCUUCUCGAGCCUGAGGAGCAUCCUCUGCAUCCCUGUCCACGGGGUGCGCGGUGCAGGAACUGCAGCCAUCAACAUGUGUCUGGUGGCGUCCGGCUGCGUUGAAGCGUAUUAUGAGAUCGGGAUCCACGUUUGGGACGUCGCUGCUGGCUCGCUGAUGGUGUCGGAAGCCGGAGGAGUGCUGAUGGACGUGGAGGGAGGAGCCGUGGACCUGAUGUCCAGAAGAAUAGUAGCUGCCAACAGCAAAGCCGUCGCUCAGAGGGUGGUCGCAGAGAUCGACAGCUUCAGCCCGUGCAGAGACGACGCUCCACUGCCGCUCUGAACAAGUGCAUUGCAUUGUGGGUUAAACAGAUCUUAUGUGUUUGUGAUGAAUAAAGUUUGUCAUUAAAACAAAGA
Cottoperca gobio is the source of this 1230-nucleotide messenger RNA. It is a transcript of the gene impa1, whose product is annotated as inositol monophosphatase 1. Gene Ontology annotation, molecular function: inositol monophosphate 1-phosphatase activity. The record is from RefSeq and is a predicted model, not a curated record. Gene Ontology annotation, biological process: phosphatidylinositol phosphate biosynthetic process; signal transduction; inositol metabolic process. Bases 314 to 1156 code for a protein of 280 amino acids. Lineage: Eukaryota; Metazoa; Chordata; Actinopteri; Perciformes; Bovichtidae. The transcript has 9 exons.